Salmo salar (Atlantic salmon) is the source of this 558-nucleotide messenger RNA. NCBI's taxonomy places the organism in Eukaryota, Metazoa, Chordata, Actinopteri, Salmoniformes, Salmonidae. The record is from RefSeq and is a predicted model, not a curated record.
UCACCAGCACUCUAGAUGACAACUUCCGUUUCACCAGAGAGAGCGCGCGGAAAUGAAUUUGAUAAUACGAAAAGAAGUCCACACAACUUUUUAUUUACAUUUAUAUUGAACACUGAUGGUAGAGUAUUCAGAGGAAUGGAUCGGUACGUGCUAGUUGUUUCUUUUAACCAAGAAGAGGAUAAAUGCGUUAAGGCGUUGGAGGCUGCCAAACAGAUCUAUGAUAAACUGGGGAACAUCUCCAGUUGUCCUUCAAAAAGGAGGGUUUCUCUGUUUCCAGCCUGCUCUCUGAGUGGUGGUCCAGCCUCACAGAGGUGGUAUUUUGCUGUCCAGGCAUGCCAUGGGACAUCUCAGUUCUGCAGUACAGAGUGGGAGGAGCUGGGUAGUUAUCAGAAGAACGAUGACCAGGAGGAAAGCCCCAGCACUAUGGAGGCCUGUCUCAGUGCUCUGGAUGACCAGGAGGAGAAGACUGACCAGCCUGAACCACAGCAGACACAGUUGUAUGAAGAGGCAGCAGAGGGACUACACCAGUUAUCAGACAAGCUUCCCCCCUCCAGCUGA